Phasianus colchicus (ring-necked pheasant) is the source of this 1808-nucleotide messenger RNA. RefSeq names its product pre-mRNA splicing tri-snRNP complex factor PRPF4 (gene PRPF4). Gene Ontology annotation, cellular component: U4/U6 x U5 tri-snRNP complex. Lineage: Eukaryota; Metazoa; Chordata; Aves; Galliformes; Phasianidae. Gene Ontology annotation, molecular function: U6 snRNA binding; protein binding; U4 snRNA binding. Gene Ontology annotation, biological process: mRNA splicing, via spliceosome. The record is from RefSeq and is a predicted model, not a curated record.
ACCCCAUCUGUCCCUCCUCUUCCUGUUUGUUACUUCCGGUCUGCUCCGCGCCACCCGGAAGUGUUCAGUGAGGCGCCGCGGUCGUCAGGCAGCGCAGCCAUGGCUUCCGUGCGGGCACCGGUGGCGCGCGGCGGGGCUCGGCCAGCUCCUGUAAGGGCCCCCGCGCCGCCUGAGCCCAUGAAGAGCAAACCAUCAGAGGAGGGCGAUGCUCCCCCUGCCAAGAGAGCACCCAUCUUCUAUGGCAGCCUGGAGGAGAAGGAGCGGGAGCGGCUGGCGAAGGGGGAGUCUGGGAUGCUGGGAAAGGAAGGAAUGAAGGCCGCCCUCGAGGCCGGCAACAUCAACAUCAGCAGUGGUGAGGUCUUUGAUUUGGAGGAUCACAUGAGCGAGCGGCAGGCAGAAGUCUUGGCUGAGUUUGAGCGCAGGAAGCGAGCCCGGCAAAUCAACGUCUCCACGGAUGACUCUGAAGUGAAAGCCUGCCUGCGAGCCCUUGGGGAGCCCAUAACGCUCUUUGGAGAAGGUCCUGCGGAGAGGAGGGAGAGAUUAAGAAAUAUCCUUUCAGUGGUCGGCACAGAUGCAUUAAAAAAGACGAGGAAAGAUGAUGACAGGUCUAAAAAGUCUAAAGAAGAGUAUCAGCAAACGUGGUACCAUGAAGGACCACGUAGUCUGAAAACAGCAAGGCUGUGGCUUGCGAACUAUUCGCUUCCCAGGGCAGUGAAACGUCUAGAAGAAGCCCGGCUGCUCAAAGAGAUUCCAGAGGCAACCAGGACAUCACAGAGACAAGAACUACACAAAUCUCUACGAUCCUUGAAUAACUUCUGUAGUCAGAUUGGGGAUGAUCGCCCGCUGUCCUACUGCCACUUCAGCCCCAAUUCCAAACUCUUGGCUACUGCCUGUUGGAGUGGACUGUGCAAGCUGUGGUCUGUGCCUGACUGCAACCUUGUUCACACCUUACGAGGACAUAGCACCAAUGUAGGAGCAAUAGUCUUCCAUCCCAAAGCCACUGUCUCCCUCGACAAGAAGGACGUUAACUUGGCCUCAUGUGCAGCUGAUGGUUCUGUCAAACUCUGGAGCCUUGAAAGUGAUGAGCCAGUGGCAGAUAUUGAAGGACACAGCAUGAGAGUGGCACGUGUGAUGUGGCACCCCUCUGGGAGGUUCCUGGGCACUACUUGUUAUGAUCACUCAUGGCGCUUGUGGGACUUGGAAGCUCAGGAAGAGAUUCUUCAUCAGGAGGGGCACAGCAAAGGGGUCUAUGACAUCGCCUUUCACACGGAUGGGUCUCUUGCUGGGACUGGUGGACUGGAUGCUUUUGGCCGAGUGUGGGAUUUGCGCACCGGACGUUGUAUCAUGUUUCUGGAAGGCCACCUGAAGGAGAUCUAUGGACUUAACUUCUCCCCAAAUGGAUACCACGUUGCAACUGGCAGUGGUGACAAUACUUGCAAGGUAUGGGACCUCCGCCAGAGGAAGUGCAUCUACACCAUUCCUGCCCAUCAGAACCUGGUGACUGGGGUGAAAUUUGAACCCAAUCAUGGUAACUUCCUGCUGACAGGCGCUUAUGAUAACACUGCAAAGAUCUGGACUCACCCUGGCUGGUCCCCUCUGAAAACACUGGCUGGUCAUGAGGGAAAGGUGAUGGGACUGGAUAUCUCCCUCGAUGGCCAGCUGAUAGCAACAUGCUCCUAUGACAGAACCUUCAAGUUGUGGACAGCAGAGUAGCUCAAAGGCACUGCUGAUGAACUGGGACAGAGAUGUUAAUAAUGCCUUUGAACUGAGACCUGGGUUUUUAUAUAUUAAAUUUUUAAAAAAGGAAA